Molecule: messenger RNA, 932 nt
Organism: Paramuricea clavata
Lineage: Eukaryota; Metazoa; Cnidaria; Anthozoa; Malacalcyonacea; Plexauridae
Source: the annotation of a GenBank genome assembly
AUGAAACACAGGAAAAUUGACCCGGCCGAACGGACCAAUCGAAAGCGUGUGAUCUGCCUACGAUGCGACAAAGUACUAAACGCAGAUAAUACGACAUAUCACCAGCAAUCAAUACACAAAGGACUGACGCCGAAGUUUCAAGAUAUAGUCGAAAAAUCCCAACGGCUCCUGAAUUUUGAAUCUUUCAAACCUGUCGAACUUUUGAGUGAGGUAUAAUUUGAAAUUUUUUUAUAAUAAUAUAAUUGAUGCAGACAUGCAGUAGCCAGACUGAGAUUUUGUACAGCUGUAUUAUGUCUGUUUAUCGGCAUGUUGCUGUGUGUACUUCGAUUCUAUUUGAUUCCAUUUGGAAACAACUAGUGUAUGCAAAAAGCAAGACAGACGGUGUGUAUAGUCGAAGAAGUAUAGAACAUUUAAAUGAGGUUAUGAUAUAGAUUUUAUGCUAAUAUAAUGUAUUUUUAUGUAUAAUAUCUAUUUUUGGAUAGUCUAUUGGUUCCUGUCAACAGCCAACAAAAUGCGAAACAAGUUUACAACAGCUUCAAACACAGUCAAGAUCAAGGGAGUCGACUUCUUAUGACGCGAGCUGGGCUCCUGUUCAAAAGGAAGUUGAUGUAGAAAUAGAGAUUGACCAGUCGAGCUUGCCCGACGCUGACGUCCACCAAAAUAUUUCAUCUGAUUCUGCAACUGCCGAAAACGAAAAACAACAAACAAUCUGUUCACAAGCAUCAGUUAUAGUGUCUGAAUCGAUUUUUGAAGGAUCUGAAACAGCUGAAACGGACGUGAACGAUCGUGAAUGUCGUAAAAUUGAUCUUGUACGCACAGAAACUGAAUUGCCACCAUUGCCAAACAGCACUGCCACCAUUCCCGAAUUGAUGCUUGAAGAUACUGAAAAUACACUCGAAAACGCUGAUAAUGAGUUCCGAGAAAUUAUCUAG